Esox lucius (northern pike) is the source of this 2117-nucleotide messenger RNA. RefSeq names its product GDP-L-fucose synthase-like. Gene Ontology annotation, biological process: nucleotide-sugar biosynthetic process. Gene Ontology annotation, molecular function: GDP-L-fucose synthase activity. Lineage: Eukaryota; Metazoa; Chordata; Actinopteri; Esociformes; Esocidae. The transcript has 11 exons. Bases 171 to 1154 code for a protein of 327 amino acids. The record is from RefSeq and is a predicted model, not a curated record.
GAGGAAUCUAAACCUGAUUGGAUGAAUGGUUCUUAAAUAGGAAGGGAACAACAGGUAUAACUCAUUUUACAGGACAAGACAAACUAAAGCUUCAGUGGAGAUCUUUGCAGAUAAAAGACGACGUGAAGCUCUAACGGAAGAUUCUACAGGCUCGUUCUCCCUCUCCACAGAUGGAAGAUAACAUUUUGGAUCAGAGUGCUCCUAUGCGUGUGUUGGUUACCGGGGGGACCGGUUUGGUGGGUAGGGCCAUACAGCAUGUGGUCCGUGAAGAGCGAGGGAUCCGGGAGGGUGAGGAGUGGAUCUUCCUCUCUUCUACGGACGCAAACCUCAUGGACGCGGGUGAGACACGGGAGGUGUUUCAGAAACACCAGCCAACACAUGUCAUUCACUUGGCAGCCAUGGUUGGAGGACUCUUCAAAAACAUGAGAGCCAACCUGGGCUUCUGGAGGAACAACAUUUACAUCAAUGACAACGUUCUCCAGGCUGCUCACGAGGUGGAUGCUGUCCGGGUGGUCUCAUGUCUGUCCACCUGCAUCUUCCCUGACAAGACCACCUACCCCAAUGAUGAGACCAUGAUCCACAAUGGCCCUCCUCACAAAUCUAACUUUGGCUACUCCUACGCCAAGAGAAUGCUCGAUGUUUACAACAGGGCGUAUCACGACCAAGAGCGUGGGCGUUUCUACACGGCAGUGAUACCAACCAAUGUGUUUGGUCCUCAUGAUAAUUUCAACAUCAAGGACGGGCAUGUUCUACCAGGACUCAUACACAAAGCCUACAUCGCUCGGAAGGAGGGCAGUCCAUUAGUGGUGUGGGGCUCAGGAACUCCCAGAAGGCAGUUCAUCUACUCGUUGGACCUGGCUCGCCUCUUCCUCUGGGUGCUGACAGAGUACAAAGAAGUGGAACCCAUUAUCCUGUCUGUCGGUGAGGAAGAAGAGGUGUCCAUCAAGGAGGCAGCAGAGGCUGUUGUCGAGGUGAUGAGGUUCAAGGGUCAAGUGACUUAUGACACAACUAAAGCAGAUGGACAGUUCAAGAAGACAGCCAGUAAUGCCAAGCUUCGCCAGUACUGUCCCAACUUCACCUUCACCCCCUUCAAACAAGCCCUGAAGGAGACUUGUGAUUGGUUUGUGGCCAACUACGACUCCGCCCGCAAGUAAAGAUUCCUCCAAUUGGAUUGAACGCCAGUCCUAGCAAGUCAGCCGGAGCUAGAGGUGAAGGCGUGAUUGGUUGUUCAGGUUGGGAGGCCUCCAUAUAUGUUGACAGAUAUCUGCCAUUAAAUCGUUUAAAUCCUUCCCCCAAACCAACUCCUUCUAAUUUUCUAAAUCAUCGACAAUGGUUGUUUGCUUGAAUCUAAAGUUUUCUUAAGGGUUUCAUCCUCUGACACUUGAAUUGGCUAUUGCAUUAAAACCAGUACUUUUCACUAAUAAACUGACAGGCCAAAACAGUCCCACACAUUCAAUGAAUCUGCAAUUAUCUAUGGCCUUCUUUGACACUUAAAUUGCAAUUACAAACAUAGAAAAUUUCUAUUCAGCCUGUAAUAUUCAGCCUGUAAUGAAGCCUGUAAUAUUCAACCUGUAAUGAAGCCUGUAAUAUUCAGCCUGUAAUGUUCAGCCUGUCAUGAAGCCUAUAAUAUACAGCCUCUAAUGAAGUCUGUAAUAUUCAGCCUGUUAUGAAGCCUGUAAAAUUCAGCCUGUAAUGAAGCCUGUAAUAUUCAGCCUGUAAUGAAGCCUGUAAUAUUCAGCCUGUAAUCAUGUAAAAUGUAACAUCCAUCUGAGGGAGCCAAACCUGAGCUUUUUUGACAGAUAACCUAUGCCACAUAAAAAAGGACUCAUAAAACAGAGGGUUAUAAAUACAUAAUAUUUAGUGGUUUGCUUCCCCUGGUAUUACAUUGAAAUUACAACAGAAUAAUGAUUAAUCAGUAUAGGUUAUUACAAGUGUGUAAAUAUACAUGAUUUUUGUUUUAGUAAUAACACAAUGUCUUGUUACACAGGAAAAUAAAACACAUUGGAAUUACACUUUUGCAGUUGGCUCUGUUGCACCAUAUGAAUAACUAGAUCAAAUAUGUUUAAAAUAAUUGUUUGGUAAUCUUGAAAGGUUGCGGAAUGCAUCUUUAACUACUG